Molecule: messenger RNA, 2793 nt
Organism: Chionomys nivalis (European snow vole)
Lineage: Eukaryota; Metazoa; Chordata; Mammalia; Rodentia; Cricetidae
Product: 2'-5'-oligoadenylate synthase 2-like
Biological process (GO): regulation of ribonuclease activity; defense response to virus; negative regulation of viral genome replication
Cellular component (GO): cytosol; nucleoplasm; membrane
Molecular function (GO): double-stranded RNA binding; 2'-5'-oligoadenylate synthetase activity
Source: RefSeq, a predicted model, not a curated record
AUGGUCCUCUCUGAGGGACAGGACCCACCCAUGGCCCCUGAGGACCUGUACGUGUGUGGUCUCAGCUCUGCAGAAAUGCUAAGUGUCCCUGACUCCCAUGCUAGGCACCCGAGGAUCCAGACACCUCAGGCUCUGCCAGUCUGCACCCACUGUGCCCUGCCCCGACCCCUACAGCCACACCUAGCAGCAGCCCGGCCCUGCCAAGAAGCCACGCUCCUCUCUGGUAUCCCUCCACCUGAAGAGACCCCCCCAGCUGUGGACCAGAUAUGUUCCCCAUUUCUGGGUACUCGUCUGUGGGCAUACCAGCAUGUGGGCAGACAUGUUCCAAAGCCCAUUGGAAAUACGUGUGACCCCGUAAUCUUAGGCGACUGUGAAAGUGUUGUUCGACCUAGAGGGGUCGAGACCUACCGCUUGAAAACCUCCGGUCUAGACAAAUGUGACCAGCAGAGACCUAUGUUUGCAUGGAAUCAGGAAACAGACAGGGCAAUGGCCUGGUAUCUCAGCCCCUCUUCCCACCACGCAGACUUUGAACCCUUUUGUCAAAAUAGCUCCAGAAGUGGGAUGGUUGGAGGCUGCACAUUCCUGAGGCCAGCUAGCAACUAUGGGAAACUGGCUGGUUGGCAAGUCAUCUGCCUGGCCAUCUGGGGGGUCACUUGGGGAGCCAUCAGCGGGACCAUCCUGGAGGUCAUCCGAUGGGUUAUCGGGCCCACAGUGCCAGCACACAAGCUAAAAGACUUUAUCCACGCAAAACUCAAACCCAGUGAAGAUUGCCUGAAUCUGGUAGACCAGGACUUGGCUGCCAUCUCUGACUUCCUGCAGAGCAGUGAGCUCCCUGUGCAGGGAGUGGCUAGUGGCUCCUAUGACCAGGAAACUGUCCUAAGAGGCUACUCAGAUGGCACCCUUGUUCUCUUCAUGGAUCACUUCCAUAGCUUUCAGGAACAGAAGGAAAACCAACGUGAAGUCCUCAGCGUGAUUGAACAAUGGCUGAAACACCACAAGAAAUACUCUAAGUCAGUGAGCCUUGGGCAAACCCUUGAAGUCUUACUGUCCAUACAUGGGCAGGGGAUACUCUUGCAGGUCCUUCCAGCUUUGAUCUUUCUGCCUGCAGGCUUUGGUGAGGAUUGCAGCUCCUGGAUCUAUUGGGAUCUCAAAAGAUCCAUGGAUCACGUAAGAGCAGCACUAGGCGAGUUUGCAGCCUGCUUCACCACGUUACAGCAACGGUUUGUCCAGCGGUAUCCCAGGAGAGUGAAGGAGCUGAUCCUGUUGGUCAAGCACUGGUAUCAGGAGUGCCAGGAGAAGUGGAUGACUUCCCCAUCUCCGGGGUUCUCCUACGCCCUGGAGUUGCUCACUGUGUAUGCCUGGGAACAGGGCUGCCAAGAUGAGGACUUUGACAUUGCAGAAGGUGUCAGGAUCAUGCUGGGACUCAUCAAGCAGUCAUCAUAGCUGUGUGUCUAUUGGAUAGUCAAUUACGGCUUCGAGGAUGUAACAGUUUGCAACACUCUUCUGUGCCAACUCAGGUUCCAAAGACCAGUCAUCUUGAAUCCAACUGACCCAACCAAUAAUGUGGGCAAAGAUAACGGCUCCUGGCAGAUGCUGACAGAGGCAGCUCAGGCCUGGCUGUACUCUCCUAGCCUGAAUGAUAUGUCACCUGCACAAUGCUGGGAUGUUCUGCCCAUAUCACUCUUCAUCACUCCAAGCCAUUUACUGGACACGUUCAUCAAAGACCUCCUCCAGCCCAAUGAAAAGUUCUUGGAGCAGAUCAGAAAAACUGUUAACAUCAUCUGUGAAUUCCUCAAAAACAACUGUUUCAAGGACUCAAGCACCAAAGUGCUGAAGGCUUUCAAGGGAGGAUCCACUGGCAAAGGCGCGGCUCUGAAGUAUGGAUCAGAUGCUGAUAUUGUAGUGUUUCUCAGUCCUCUGAAGAGUUACCACUCCCAAAAAGAGGAGCGCUCACUGUUUGUCCAGGAAAUCCAGAGGCAAUUAAAAGUCUUCCAAAGGACCCAGGAGCUGGAGGUGAAGUUUGAGACUUCAAAGUGGAUGGCCCCCAGGGUGCUGAGCUUCACCUUGAAAUCCAGGAGUCUCAAUGAAAGUGUCAACUUUGAUGUCCUGCCCACCUAUGAUGCACUAGGGAGGAGUCAUCUGCAUCCUGGCUUCACCUCCAGACCCAAAGCCUACAAGGCUCUCAUUGCAUUAUGUAAAUCAUCAGUCAUCAAGGGGGGAGAGUUUUCCACCUGUUUUACAGAGCUUCAGAGUGAGUUCAUUAAAUCCCAACCCACCAAACUGAAGAGUCUGAUUCACUUGGUCACCUGACAUCUCCACUCUCCCAAUCUGUGUGAAAGGAAAAUGAAGCCAAAAGCAUCCUUGCCCCCAAAGUAUGCCCUGGAGCUUCUCACGGUGUAGGCCUGGGAGCAGGGCAGUGGCAUGAAUAAUUUCAACACUGCCAAAGACUUCCGGACCAUCCUAGACCUGGCCAUCAAAUGCAAGCAGCUCUGCGUCUUCUGGACAGUCAACUACAACUUCGAAGAUGAGCUGAUAAGGACGUUUUCACUGACCCAGAUCCAGAAAAAGAGACCAGUAAUCCUGGAUCCAGCUGAUCCCACAGGCCACAUGGGAGAAGGUGACCGCUGGUGUUGGCAUCUUCUAGCCAAAGAAGCAAAUGAGUGGCUUUCCUCCCUCUGUUUUGAACUACAAAGUGGAGGCUUAGGGCAGAGAGUGCAGCUAUGGAAAGUGCCAGUAAGAAAGUGGACCCCAGGAAGCUGCAGAGCUCAAAUCUACCCCACCGUGGGUAUCUGA